AUGAUUAUUUUUCAGUAUUGUGGUGGUGUUUAUAAUAUAUUUCGAACAUUUUCCGGAUUAAAUAAACGUUUGAAUAGCAUUCUUGUCGAUCGACGUUUACAUUUAUUUACUGAUUUUUUAUGUAUGCACCAUAGUAAUACAAACCUGGAUUACUAUUACAAUUCUGCAUUGUUUCAUGACGUAUCUCAACAAUUAUUAUCUCUGACUAAAACCGAAAAUGACAAAAAACUUCGACAAUGUUUUCAAUCAUUAGUUUUCUUUCAUAUCAAAGUACAUGCUAAUCAAUUGAAACAUGAAUUUCAAUCGAAUAUGAAACAUUUUCAAUCUAUUCGUUUACUUCUUACGAAUGAAGAAACACAAUAUGUUGAUGAAGAAUUAAAGAACUCAUUGAAUAAACUAAAAACAUGUCCCAAAUCUGUUAAGAAUAUUGAAAAAAUUAUAUCACUUGUUUUAAAACAAGGUGCUCGUCUUCAAUAUGAUGACAACGAAUCCCAUGAAUUUAAUCUUACUAAAUCAAUUAAUGAAUUGUUACUUUCGAAGCUCAAUUCUAUCGAAUGUUGCACACGACAAUUGAUCAAUGCACUCGUUCAAAUGUUCAAAUCACUCAUCAUUUCAAAUCCAAGUUUUCUAAAGGAUCACGAUUGGUUUUAUUAUGAUAGUUAUGGAUCGCAAAAAUCUGGUGUUGAUGUAAAUAAAUUAUUUGAACUCAAUAUUAGAUAUGUAUUAAUAUUGGGAAAAGGAAUGAAAAAGAAUUUCGAUCAAAUAAUUUAUAAAACAAUUGAAAUCGAUGAUUCAUUAGAACAAAAUAUAUCAAACUACAUUAAAGAAGCAUUGGAUUUUAUUGCUGAAAGUCAAAAAAAUGAUUCAAAUAUAUUAGUCCAUUGUGUGUCUGGUAUUUCGAGAAGUGCUUCUAUAGUAAUAGCUUACAUAAUGGAUAAAUAUAAAAUCAAUUAUGAUGAAGCUUUUUCUUAUGUGAAAACGAAAAGAUCAACUAUACGUCCAAAUACUAAUUUUGUUGAACAGUUAAAUAAUCUUCAAUAA
Rotaria sp. Silwood1 is the source of this 1041-nucleotide messenger RNA. The record is from the annotation of a GenBank genome assembly. Lineage: Eukaryota; Metazoa; Rotifera; Eurotatoria; Philodinida; Philodinidae.